CUUCACAGCUGGACAUCAGCAGCUUCACAGCUGGACAUCAGGGUGCCUUUCUACCUGUUCUGCAUUCUGUGGCUGACCACUCCAGCGAUCCCAGCAGAAUCGUUACACAGAUUGCUGUUUUCGGCUCAUCGUUGUCACCGCCUAGCACGUGUGCUACGUCUACAUCUCUAUCGAAUUUCCUGCUGGAUCCACCGCUACAAGCAGCUGACAGCAGCCUUGAUUAUCUCAGCAUGGAAGACGUCAUCUUCACGCCGGUAUCAAGUGGGACACGGACACUGCCGCCAGCGGCAGCACUGCAGCGCUUAGAUUUAAGCAACUGGCAUCAGCAAGGCGCUUCCAGUGGGCACGGGAGAGCAGCUACCAUGCGGUCGCUGCUAAGCUCUCCUUUCUGCUUUCUUAUGCAGGGUGCCUUUCUACCUGUUCUGCAUUCUGUGGCUGACCACUCCAGCGAUCCCAGCAGAAUCGUUACACAGGGCAGCUGGAAACCUGCUCUUUCGAGAGGUUUGUACAUCCUGAAGGCCUCGCCUCGGCAGACAAGACCUUGGGGACCACCAACCCACAAGUUUAUGGUCCUUUCUUUUUGGAUGGUGGAGCAGCACUGGCUGCAGCAGCCAAGGGGUCAGAUGGUGUCACGGCCGGCUCAUUGCAUGUGGGCAGAACAGCAGCCGGAAGCUGUGGUGGCGCUGCCCUCUGAGGCGUCACAUCGGCGAACAUGUUCUUGGACAUGUAGUAUACCCACCUGUGUGACUUCUUGAAUGUUAUAUUUACCUUACUUUAAUCGUCAUUAUUUCAUUUUCUUUUUACCAGGAUGGGCACGAUCGCGAGUAUGCGGCUGGCUACCCGACCCAGUUUACACAGUGGAAAGAGUUUUCACAAGAUUCAGAGGUGUGUUCGUGAGCACUGCAUUUCGCACAAGUUUGGUGGCCUCGGCAGCUCUAUGAUCUGUGGCCGAAACGCUGGCAUCUGAAACAUUGGAGGUGAUUUGGCAAGCAUGGCCUGACGUGAAGCUUGUUGUAUCCGGCUUCAAUGGACUCGGGCAGUAUACUUGAGCGAAAAGUAUCAGAAGUUCAGUCUCUGUCAGCUCCAUCGAAUCAUCAUCGGAAAUCACAUCGCGGAUGGUGUUCAUGGUGCAAUGUGGGGUCACUGAAGCUGGUACGUCCCAAAGGACACUAGGUUAUGUAGUUUUUCAUAUUGCUUUUUGUCAUGAAGUUCAAAUAUGAGGUCGCCACAUGU
Dermacentor andersoni is the source of this 1233-nucleotide messenger RNA. The record is from RefSeq and is a predicted model, not a curated record. Lineage: Eukaryota; Metazoa; Arthropoda; Arachnida; Ixodida; Ixodidae.